This is a messenger RNA of Gekko japonicus, 784 nucleotides long. RefSeq names its product intraflagellar transport 20 (gene IFT20). The coding region runs from base 80 to 478 and encodes 132 amino acids. Gene Ontology annotation, cellular component: centrosome; Golgi apparatus; cilium. The transcript has 5 exons. The record is from RefSeq and is a predicted model, not a curated record. NCBI's taxonomy places the organism in Eukaryota, Metazoa, Chordata, Lepidosauria, Squamata, Gekkonidae. Gene Ontology annotation, biological process: intraciliary transport; centrosome localization; protein localization to cilium.
UGGCAGCGGAAGGCCGCGUCGGGGGAGGGGAGGGGGACACCGGCGGCGCGAGCUGGCAGGCGUCUGAAAGGUGUCCACUAUGUCCAAAGGCAUUCUGGGGGAAGCCGGUCUCCAUUUUGAUGAGCUGAAUAAACUGAGGGUUUUGGACCCAGAGGUGUCUCAGCAAACAGCCGAGCUGAAAGAAGAAUGCAAAGCGUUCGUGGACAAAAUCGCAGAAUUUAAAAAAACUGUGGGUAGCUUCAUUGAGCUGGUUGAUCAACAAGCAAAAGCAGCGGAAAAUGAGAAGAUUAAGGCAAUAGGGGCCCGAAACUUGCUGAAAUCGAUCACAAAGCAGAGAGAGGCUCAGCAGCAGCAGCUUCAGGCUCUGAUAGCUGAGAAGACAACCCAACUGGAAAGGUUUCGUGUGGAAUACGAAACACUUUGCAAAACAGAAGUGGACCAGAAUGAAUUCAUCGACCAGUUCAUAUUCCAGAAAUAAAAAGAAGCAAAAAUCAACAACAAUACACUGGGAAAACUUGAACCAUUCCAGCACCCUGAUGGUUCCACAAGGAGCCAUUUCCAGUGGUCAUGAAAUGACCCCAGGGUCACACCUAGGAAGGCGGACAAUUCAGAGCUUCACUGUCAAAUUAUUUCCAUAGAGGGAGGAAGAAUUAUCCUAGUUUUAAAGAUUUUUUUUGACAGCUUGAAAUAUCCAGACCAUGUUGCUGCAGUUGAUAUUGCUCCUGAACAUUGGGGGAUUUUUUAAAAAAUGUGACAGAAUUCAGGGAAAUAAAGAAAUAAAUGU